Messenger RNA from Penicillium chermesinum, 1455 nucleotides. RefSeq names its product glycosyltransferase. NCBI's taxonomy places the organism in Eukaryota, Fungi, Ascomycota, Eurotiomycetes, Eurotiales, Aspergillaceae. Bases 1 to 1455 code for a protein of 484 amino acids. The record is from RefSeq and is a predicted model, not a curated record. The transcript is spliced from 3 exons. Gene Ontology annotation, molecular function: UDP-glycosyltransferase activity.
AUGCCGGAAGUAUCGCUUUUCUCUGCCGGUGUGGCAGCAUCGUCGCUGUUUCUCUUCGUGAUUUUCUACCUUCGACCAUUCAGUCCGCUCGACCCUCCCCAGCCAGUGAAGGGCAAAAGCGGUACAGUCCUUUUUGUCUCAACUGAGAAUCAUGGCCAGAUUAAUGUGCAACUGGCAGCUGUCCAAGCGCUCCUAGAGCGCUAUCCCUCCCUUGAUAUUCACUUUGCCUCUGCUCAGCCUGUGGCAAAGCUACUUCACCGUAUUUCAUCAUCGGUUCGCAAGACAAGCGCCUCAUUCGGGAAAGUCACAUUUCACGAUCUCCCGGGCCUGUUACCUAUGCAGGUCACCAUGCAACGACAGUUCGGACCUGAAGUCAUGAAGCAUUUCCGACAUGAGCCUGGGGCAAAGGGCUCCAAGCAGCUGAACAAAAUAGCUCAGGCUUCCAUGGCUCCAUGGACGACUGAAGAAUACGUUAGGAUAUACAACCAGAUGACGAACCUAAUUCACGAAGUUGAUCCCGCUCUUGUUGUCCUGGACUUCGCAUUCCGCCCGGCGAUUGCCGCUACACACAAGAGCAAUCGAGUACAUACGUUCCUCACGCCAACAUCGCUGAUCGACAUGCUUCCAAUGGUUCAGCCUCAAGCUAGUAUACUCUGGAAGUACCCAGUGGUGGGCACCGAUUUCCCAUUCCCGCUCCCAUGGAGGAAGGUCCCAGAGAACAUCUACGUGGCUGUACGAGCGCUGCUUAGCUUUGCGUUUAUGGCCGAUCUGGCUGAAACAAAAAAGCAAAUUGCACAGUGCGGAAUCGACAAUGCCUUUGGUCCACUGAACGGCACCCAUACGUCGUGGAUCAUGCAGAACAUGCUUCAAGCAGGUCCUACAGUCGACCCUAUCCCCGAUAAUGUCGUCUGUGUCAACCCAAUUGUGUUUGCUAUGGUACCAGCCAUUAAGCAAGAUCCUGAACUCGUCAGCUGGACACGAAGAACACCCACUGUGUUAAUCUGCCUCGGGAGUCUUUUUGAAUAUGAUCUGCAACGCACGGAGAUCAUGGGGCAGGCGAUCAAGGAGCUGUUGAAAAGGACCGAUGUGCAAGUGUUGUGGAAGUUCGGACAAGAAAACCUCAUGGAUGAUGCCAAAGCAGUUCUGCAGGAGUACAUAGACCAGGGCCGCGUGCAAAUAUACAAGUGGCUCAGUGCAAACCCGGUAUCUUUACUGGAAACAGGCCAUAUUGUAGCCUCUGUGCACCAUGGAGGAGCCAACAGCUACAACGAAGCUCUAUCGGCUGGUGUCCCACAGGUCAUCGUUCCAAUGUGGACUGAUCUGUUCAAUCACGCUCAGCGGGUGGAGGACAUCGGGGUCGGUAUUUAUGCUACCCGAGGCACUGCCCCUGAAUGGACAGUGAACGGACUGAGCAAUGCUUUCCUGAAGGCAUUGGAUGGGGAGAGACGAGCGUAA